AUGAGACAAUCCACUUUUUAAAUACAAGAUAUAUACCGUAAUGUAUACAUAUGUAGGAUACUAUUACAACUUGACCAAAUUUAUUCAAUUUCUCCUCCUCUUUAUAUCAAUAAGAAACUAUUCAUGAUACUGGACCAGCCUGUGUGAAUCUUGUCCCAUCCACAAAUCUCCCAUUAUAUAAAUAAAGAACCUUCACCCCUAAAACCAAAAUCAACAUUAACAACUUCAUAACUUCCUAAGCAAGAGAUUGAGAGAAAAUCGAUUUUCUUUCUAAGACUCUCAAAUUAUCUAAAAAGAAAAAUGGCUUUUUGGUCUGCUGAGAAUGCUACAAAAGCCUAUCUUAGUACAUUGAAAACGGAUCAAAGGACAAAAGAACCAAACGUGGCCGAAUUCAUAUCAGCCCUAGCGGCCGGCAAUAGCGCCAGAAAAAUUGCUGUGGCUUGCGCCGGAGCAGCAAACGCGGACAUACUCGUUGCCCUAAUCUCAGCAGCCAACCAAACUCGCGGUCAAGUUGUAUGCGUUUUACGCGGCAUUGAAGAACUAAUCAUAUCCAAGAAAAUGUUGGAACCAUCAGAGAUUCAUCAGAUACAAUUCGUUGUCGGAGAAUCUAACGACGACAUUCUAAUCAAUGAUCAUUUCGGAGAAGCAGAUUUCGUUCUCGUGGAUUGUAACCUCGAGAACCACCAAGAGAUCGUUAGAAAGAUCCUUAAUCAUCACGCAGAAAACGCUAGAACCGGUGGUGGAAGCGGUAUGGCGGUUGUGGUGGGUUAUAACGCGUUUUCGAGAGGGUCGUGGAGGUUUAGCGAUGGUAGGAAAACGCAGUUUUUGCCUAUAGGAGAAGGGUUGCUUGUGACGAGGGUCAACGACAAUCAGAAGAUGACGUUGAAAAAUCACCAUCGUGAGCAAGUGAGGAAGAGUCGUUGGGUGGUGAAGGUUGAUAAGUGCACUGGAGAGGAACAUGUGUUUAGGGUUAGGGUUCCAAGAGGAGAAGCCAUUAUUGAGGCUUAAGUUUAAAUCUCUUAUAUUAUCGGGUACUUUAGAGCAAAGAUCACCUCUGUGAUGGUUCAGACGAGUGAAAGUAGUAAGAAUUAAGAUUAAUUAGUUAUUUGUAUUAGUAAUUAUAAGAGUUUUGAUUGGUAUUGGAGUGUUUUGUGUGGUGAGAGAAGAGUGAAGAAAGUCUAUAUGUUUUUCCAAGUAAAUGACUUUUUUUUUUGUAAGUGUAAAUAUGAAAAGAUGUGUUUUGUUUUAAA
Messenger RNA from Arabidopsis lyrata subsp. lyrata, 1250 nucleotides. RefSeq lists its product as uncharacterized. The record is from RefSeq and is a predicted model, not a curated record. The coding region runs from base 301 to 1008 and encodes 235 amino acids. Lineage: Eukaryota; Viridiplantae; Streptophyta; Magnoliopsida; Brassicales; Brassicaceae. The transcript has 2 exons.